AUGAAGAUGAAUAUGAACAUGGGAGUGAACAUGGACAUGGACAUGAGAGUGGAUAUGGUUUCUGCUGCUAUCCCAGCUCCCCAAUCAAGAGACAUGCCUUGCGAGGAGCCCUCGUCGGUGCCUCCAUCCAUGCGUCUCUCACCUGCACACAACGCCCCGCAGCCCUACGGCAUCAUCCCCCCUCGCCGCAAGCACAGCCCCGCCCGUGGACGAGCUCGUUCCUCCUCCUCUUUACCACCCUCUUUAGAGCUCUUACCGACCCUCAACAGCCAUAACACAUCCAACAGCACCAGCAUGGAGCACGAAUCCCUCUUCCAGUCCCUCCAGAACCUCAUGUUCUCUGAUACCCCUCUUUCCUGCCGCCCCGGCUUCUGGGCCAGUCUCAAGGCCCAGUACCUCGCCACCGCACACCACCACCUGCCCUCAUGGGUUUCCAGCAACAGCAAGGGCGACAGCAACAAGACCUCUGGCAGUUGCAGUAGGAAGGCAAUGAGCCGUCGUUCAACCACCAGUUGUCAUGGACGCGAUUUUGCACCCCCAAUUGCUCUGAUGGUCUCGAACAGCUCUCCGGUGGUCACUUUGGAUGCGAGGCCCUUGGUCACCAGCUCCUCGAACCUGACGGACGAUGCUCUACUAUCAUUACCCAACAUCCAUGCCACUACAAGCAACGACAGUAGUACCACCACCACCACCACCAGCAACGAAGGUAUUUUCUCGGGCUCAUACCCGGUAUCUGUUGCGGCGAUGGACAAAUUCAAGGUCAUGCGAUCAGAUAUCAUUCCGCUCAAGACCUUCACCUACCGCGAAACACUUGUGGUCGAGGCUAAGAGGCCCUCGCGGCCUGCGGCUCCUAUUGCCACGACAACCACAACCAAGACCACAGUAUCGGCAAAGGAGAGUCAGACUACGCCUCCUUUAGUGAAGCGCAGCAUGCCAAAGCUGCCGGCUGGUUGCCGCAGUGGCCAUUCGAAUGUGGUAUCGACAGUGACGAGUGUUGUUGACGAGUUGCCGCUGCCUCGCCAUUUGGCUGGGCGAGAGACACGUUCGAACACGGACUAUCUGAGGAUGAUGGCCUGUGAAUUGGGGAUGAUUCGGUCGCGAAAGCUGAUUGCACCCUUGAGGCCUCGAGGAUACCUUCCCCGUCGCAAAGAUGUGUUCCAUCAUGUGAAAUCCUCGAUGUCGGUGUCGAUGUCUAUGGAGACAUCAUCGGAAGAAGAGGAUUACCACCCGCUAUUCGUCGGUUCCUGGAGCUCGGUUCUGUCGGCAGACUCUUUCCUUUCGGUCUCCUCUUCUGGGUACGCCACUGCCGACGACGAGGGGUUUGAAUAA
This is a messenger RNA of Gamsiella multidivaricata, 1329 nucleotides long. RefSeq lists its product as uncharacterized. The record is from RefSeq and is a predicted model, not a curated record. Bases 1 to 1329 code for a protein of 442 amino acids. The transcript has 3 exons. NCBI's taxonomy places the organism in Eukaryota, Fungi, Mortierellomycota, Mortierellomycetes, Mortierellales, Mortierellaceae.